Alnus glutinosa is the source of this 1593-nucleotide messenger RNA. RefSeq names its product UPF0481 protein At3g47200-like. The coding region runs from base 102 to 1364 and encodes 420 amino acids. Lineage: Eukaryota; Viridiplantae; Streptophyta; Magnoliopsida; Fagales; Betulaceae. The record is from RefSeq and is a predicted model, not a curated record. The transcript is spliced from 2 exons.
UCUAAUUAGCGUUUUGAUUAAAGGCCAAGUAACAAUAUGCAAUAGGCGAUCUACGGUCGGUUUAGCUUUAAACAAAGAGACUUGUACAAAUUGCUUAGAACAUGAGGCCGGUCGAUGGAGUUGAUCUUGUCUCCAUUCGUAUUCAUGGAAAGCUUGCUGGCUUGAUUCCAAAUGUUUCGGAGUGUUGUAUAUUUAAAGUGCAUACCCAGUUACGCAAGGUAAAUGAGAAGGCAUACGAUCCUGUAAUGGUCGCCAUCGGUCCUUACCACCGUGGCAAGGACGACUUAAGGCUUAUGGAAGAUCACAAAUUGCGCUAUUUACAAUUACUACUUCAAAGGAGAAACGAAAGUAGUGUAGAAACAUACAUUAAGGCCAUUAGAGAAUUGGAAGGAAGAGCUCGUAGAUACUAUGCAGAACCCAUUAGCCUAACCACUGAUGAGUUCGUAGAAAUGAUGCUUCUUGAUGGGUGUUUCAUCAUCGAGCUGUUUCGCAAGUUCGCAAGGACAGAUCUAAGAGGUGAUCAAUGUGAUCCAAUCUUCCGAUUGGACUGGAUGUUCUUUAACUUAAAGCGUGAUCUACUAUUAUUCGAAAACCAAAUUCCGUUCUUUCUUCUCACUAAAUUGUUGGAGAUGACUGAGGUUCCUAACCACCAGGACAACCUUAUUGAUCUAGCUGUGCUUUUCUUCCAAGUCUCAUUAUUACCAUUUGGAUACCAUAUAUCUGCAUCAAGUCAUGAAUCUUUCAUAGACAUCGAGCAUCUACUUGCUUUGUUAUAUAAAUCUGUUACUCCACCAUCUGUAAAAAUUGAAGAUACUAAAGAAAAGUUGAAUUCAAUACCUAGUGCCACAAAACUUCAAGAGGCUGGAGUCAAAUUCAAGAAGCUAGAGAAUGGUAGCUUCUUUGACAUAAAGUUUAACAAUGGGGUAUUGGAAAUUCCGUUUUUUAAUAUUGAUGAUGGAUUAGAAUCUAUCUUUCGAAAUCUAAUUGCAUAUGAGCAAUACAGUCAAAAUAAUGAUCUCAAUUACGUCACAAACUAUGUGAGCUUCAUGCAUGAUCUAACCAACUCUCCAAAGGAUGUUGAAUUACUUCGUCAACGAGGAAUUAUUGAAAAUUGGUUGAGUGAUGAUGGAGCUGUCUCCACCAUGUUUAACAACCUUGGUGAGAAUGUCAUUCUAUCCAGCUUCUGUUAUGCUAAAAUUUUCAGAGAUGUGAACAAGCAUUGUCAGAGACGUAAGAAUGUAUGGAUGGCAAACUUGAGGCACAAGUAUUUCAACGGUCCUUGGGCUUUAAUUUUAUUUCUUGCAGCUGUCUUUUUGCUCUUGCUUGCUUUAAUGCAAACCAUAUUUACCGUUAACGGAAAAUAAGUAACAAGUACCUGAUCAUUUUGUUCCCUUAUUUCAUAUAACAUAAUUUCUGAAUAAUGUUUUUGUUUUCCAAAAUGAGUUAAAUGGCUCCUCAGGAAAUCUUGCUGCCAAGCUAGAAUCUUGAUCUUUGUUGAAUUCAAAUGUCUAUUGUCAUGGGAACCCCCUUAAUUAGAGGUUGUUUAUGAGUUUGUAAUAAUGCUUGUUCUAGGCAUCAAUAAUAUUGGAAUCG